Phasianus colchicus (ring-necked pheasant) is the source of this 4037-nucleotide messenger RNA. It is a transcript of the gene IL15RA, whose product is annotated as interleukin 15 receptor subunit alpha. The record is from RefSeq and is a predicted model, not a curated record. Gene Ontology annotation, biological process: interleukin-15-mediated signaling pathway. Lineage: Eukaryota; Metazoa; Chordata; Aves; Galliformes; Phasianidae. Gene Ontology annotation, molecular function: interleukin-15 receptor activity.
UGUGGGCAAUGGAAAAGGACCUGAAGACAGACAAAGCAUGGAGCCAUGAGGUUGUUUGGGGGAGGAUUUAUUGUACAGGCAUCUUCCAGGGCCUUGGAUCAUGGCUUCAUUUCCAGUUUGGCAUCAGCAAACUCCAGCUCAGCACUGAAGGUCUCUGACAUCUGCAUCCAUGAGGUCUUCCACCCAACCCAACCCCAACACAAUCCAGCCCAGCUCAAUGCAACCCAAUGCAAUCCACCCCCCCACCCAACCCAAUGCAACCCAACAAAAGAGAUUUUUUGUUGAGAGUUUGGUAUGAGUUACCCAACCAGAGCACAAGAGGCUUUUGGCAUUGGAUCCAAACAGGGACAUCUGAGGGUGUGAUUGCAUUGCCCCAUAGUACCACAUUUCCAUUGGGGAGCCCAUCCCCAGGAUAAAGACUUCAUUGUUCCCUACUAGGAACUGCAUCCCCUCCAGAUACUGCAUCAAAGUGAUACUGCAUCCUACUCCAAGUUUUGCAUCCCACCCCAGGUACUGCAUUCCACCCCAACUACCACAUUCCAUCCUGGGUACCACAUCUUCUCCUCCUUGGGUAUCCCAUCUAUCCCAGUAUUACAUUUUCUCUGAAGUAAUGCAUCUCCUGAUGCCUCAACCCACCUGUCUGGUCUAGACUUUAGAUUUAGGCAAGACUUUCACUUUUUGUGCUAGAGGUCUUCGUGUUGUCUUUUGUCCCAAGUGAAUGUGAAACUCUUCCCUCUUCCCAGCAACAUUCCUGAUGACAUGGGUUAUAAUAAAUUUCCCAUCAGAAUAACAUCCCCUCUUUCACUUUUUCUAUUAUAUCCCCACUUAGGAUAUCACACCCUCCUUACAUAACACAGUUGAAUCCUCUGGGAGUAAUGUAUCUCCCUCCAGAACUGCAUCCCUCUUUGGAUACUGUAUCUUUCACCACUUUGGGUACUGCAUCCCUUCUCGAGUUCUGCAUCCCCCCUUUUGGGUACCACAUCCCCUCAUCUGGUAUCACAUCCUCUCUUUGGGUACUGCAUCCUUUGAGUUUGGCAUCCUCCCCACUUUGGAUACAGCAUCUCCAAUUUGAGUAUUGCAUUCCCCCCUUGGCCCUGCAUGUGGCAGGGGGGUUGGAGAUUCAUGAUCCUUGAGGUCCCUUCCAACCCUGGCAAUUCUGUGAUUCUGUGUUGCAUCACCCGAGUUUUACAUCCUCUCCAUUUUGGGACUCUCUUUGGGUCCUUCUUUGGGUACUUGGAUACCGCACCUCUUUCGAGUCCCGCAUCCCGUUCGCAUCCCCCAUACCCUCACCAUCCUCCUCCUUUCCCUCCUCCCCAGCCCCAUCCCUCCCCAUUCCCUAUUGGACGACGUGUCCCCACCGAUUACCCCGUGCUGAAACCGAAAGCGAAAGAGAGGGAGAGGCCAUGGCCGGCGGUGGCGGCGGAUCGCAGAGGGGCGUCGGCGUGGAACCCCUCGGGGAGCGCUGAGCCCCCCCCGCCCGACUCGAGACCACCGCCCAUGGAUCGGCUGCUGCUGCUCUGCGCUGCUCUCCUAUUUCUGCCCUAUAGCUCCUCGGACAGCGCGGUGCGAUGCGGCCGUCCCAAAGAUGUGGCCAAUGCGAUCAUCAACGCGGGAGACACGGAGCUGCUUCACACCAGCCUGCGUUACACCUGCAAGCUGGGCUACAAACGCAAAGCUGGCACCUCCACCCUCAUCCAGUGCGUCCUCGAUCGUGGCAAGCCUGUCUGGACGUCCACUGAGCUGCAGUGCAUCCGGGACCCAGCUCUACCUCUGCAAACCCCAAGCCCUGAGCUCCCAACAGUGAGGACAAGCCAAAGAGGAACCAACACCACUUCAGCAGCAGUGCCUGUGCCAUUGCCAGAGACAUCUGUGCCACCGCCAGUGUCUGAACCACCAGAGAUGCCUAGACCAGGAGAGGGGACAGCCCUGGGGACAACCCCACUGCCCACCAUCCCCAUACACGAUGCUGCAGUUUCCACUCAGACUGUGGCCUCUUCCAUCGGGGUCUCAUUUCUGCUUGUUGUUGUUGUGGCGGGACUCUGCUACCGGAGGAUGAAAAUGCAUGCGCAGCAGCACGUAGCAGCAACGACCAUCCCCAUGGUGGCUCCCAGUACCACAGCAGAGAACGAUGAGAUGUUGCCACCUGGUGACAUCCCCAUGGGCUGAGCACCCAGCACAGAGCACGUUGGUUUACCUACCAGUUAGCUAGGAGGAUGCUCGAAGCUCAGUGCUUCCCCAAGUGGCAGUGGCAUGAGGCAUGUCCCCACGUCCCCAGCUGCCCUUCACACGGAGUAUCUUCACUCCAGGGACAUGUAGUAACUGCUCUUCUCAGCCUGAACAAGUAGAUGAGAUCACUCCAGUGCCAAGUGGUGAGUGGUUAUCCUAUUGUAUGGCUCAAUGAACAACUCAAGCUGGCGUGAACUCAAUGGAAAUCCUAAAUGGGAGCCAAAAUUAGGGAUAAGUACCCAAGCACAAAGCAGGGCUGGAAAAGUUACCAGUAUGGGAUGCAAGGAACAGAGCAAGGCCAUUAAUAGGGCACCCAUGGGUGGCCUGAGUCCAUAGAUAGUGCCCAUCCUCUUGCAGACUGGGAGGCUAUAGUCAACAUGGUCCAGGCUGUUUGCCCCAGUAAAGGACAUUUGUGGGAUGGAGAAUGGAGUUUGGGUGCUGGGGUUGAAGGCAGACUGCCUAAGUAAAACCAUUCCCUGGCUAGGAAUGGUGGACACUAGUCCCAUCCUUAGAGGUGCUUUAACCCCAAAUUGCCCCCCAAACACAGAAAGGAGCACUGCUUAGAGUCACUAAAUAGAGACCCAGGUGAGUAUCCCCUCACUGUACCUUGACUCCCUCCCUGCUCUCUUCCAGCCAUUCAGUCAUGAACCAACAACCACAGCAAAGGGCUUCAGCUCCAUCACCAGUUCAGAGGUCAUCCCCUCAUCCACACUCAGGGAUCUUCAGGGGGCAAUUUCAGCACCGAUGCCAGCUGCUUGUAGGGGACUGCACGUGGGAGUGAUUUGCUACAAACACUACCAAAGCCUGAAGACAAGGACACAGCAGUGAUAUCUGUUGUUAUCCACUGAUUUCCCCCACUUGCUACAGAACUGGUGGUUUUGUACUGAUGUUUUAUAUAUAAAGGAUAUAUAUUGUAAUGUAAAAAUACACACAGAGUGGCUGUUUCUUUAGUUGGGUGUCUUGCCAGCCACAACGAUGGGGAGGACAGUAGGAAUGCUGGGACAGUCAGGAGCUGGUUUGGAGUGAAAUGCAUCCCUGUAACAGCCAGGGCUUGCUGGUGGUCUUCCAGGUAGGACUGAACCAGAGGAAAGGAGACAUUCCAUGACUGCAGCUCCUUACUGAUGGGUAUUGGGAACACCACAAAUCUGCAUGAGUAGAAGGUGGCUUUGAACAACGAGGAUGGGUGGCUCAUGAUUGAAUACAGCUGCAGCAACCCACUGCAAACUCUAAAUGAGCACUGCCAUCCUCUAGAGGUAAAGGGUGAAGGCAAGGUGACGUUCAUCAUCACCGAUCUGGCUCAGGUGGAAGGCAAAAGGGGCUUCAUCAGCCAGCUGGAAAGCCAACCCAACGUGUUCCUUCCUCACUUCUCUUGUCCUUGUGUUUGUUCCACUGCUCUGGACUGUCUGAGCUGGAAAACACAGCACUUUGCUGUGAAGACACAUGAUAAACCAAAGUUUCCUAUAACUCCAAAGUGCCAUGGGAUGGUUGGACAACAGAUGGAAGGGAAUGCUGGAGGUCCAUGGUCCUGUGUCUGCAAGAGCUUUGCAGUUGUAUUCAAAUAAGUUUUAAGCGAAGUUAUCUGCACUUUUGAUAAGCAGAAAGUCUUCCCGAAGUCACUGUUUCAAAAGCAAAAGGAGAGCCAACAAAAUAGCUGCCAUUCCACAAAUAACAGUGGAAGUCAACAGAAUGUGACUCCAAAUUGCUCAUGGCUCCAGGCUGAAGGCCAGGAUCACGCCUCUACCUAAACUGGUUUCAGUUUUGAUCUGUGCAUGAUGUGGCCUCUGGGACAACAAGCCAAGGUGUUAUCUUCA